Messenger RNA from Carya illinoinensis, 872 nucleotides. RefSeq lists its product as uncharacterized. The coding region runs from base 281 to 538 and encodes 85 amino acids. The transcript has 2 exons. The record is from RefSeq and is a predicted model, not a curated record. Lineage: Eukaryota; Viridiplantae; Streptophyta; Magnoliopsida; Fagales; Juglandaceae.
GAGAGAGAGCAGCGAACCGCGGCCUAGAUGGUUAGAUGCUCUGUGUGUUAUCAUCUCACGCCUCCUCUUCUUGUUGAUUUUUUUUUUUUUUAGGCCUCUUCUUCUUGUUGAUAUUACUUCGUUCGCCUUUUCAUUCUGAUUAAUAUUCCGUACACAUUUUCCGCUGCAAUUUUGGAAUGCAGUGAUUUGAGAUAUUUUGCUGCAAUUUGAGAUAUCGCCUUCCUCCUUCCGAGUUACCUCCUCGGUUCCGGUUGAGAAGCGUCGGAAAAUUGUUGGCGGAAUGGAGUUGUGGGAUACAGUGACGUUUCCCGUACGACUUGUCUGGGACGGCGUCGCCGUGCGUCUCGGUAUUCGCAAAAGCGGGCUAUUGAAGCUACGGCAUGAUGUGAGGACUUGUGAAUAUGAGGAUGUGCGUGUGAUGUGGGAGAUGCUGAAGAGAAAUGAAACAGAGCAGUGCCCUGAAAAGAUCAAAAAGAGAGGAUUUUGGAACUUCCUUGAGUGGGCUAGGUGUUCUCCAUAUCUUUGCCGCAGCUUUUGAUCAUGUCAUUAAUGAAAUCUUCUCAAUUCACAAGCUGGAUCCAGUUGCUCAGUCUGAAAAGUAUGGAUGAUGUAGUUUUACUCCAUGAAAAAAUAAAAGAGAGUGGAUGCAGUCAUGUAUGACGUAGUCUCUUCUCCUUAUCAAGUCAGCCAUCUGUAGAUACAAACUGCCCACCAAUUCAGCAUGAUCCAUGCUUUUAUCCUGUGGAAUUAACUAGUAUGUGUUAGAUGAGAUGGUGAAUUCAUAUUUUUCUAUGUGAUGCCACCUGUUAGGCCUGCAUGCUUAUGCAUGUGCCUUUUGCUUCUUUGAAUAAUAUUUCAUAUUUUCUUUGCCA